GUGGCGCUGUAUCUUGAACAGGUAGAGACAAAUAAACACACAGGUCUGACAGGUAUAUACUUUGGGAAAGAAAGAAAAAAUUAAAACAGUUAACAGACAUGCCUCUUUCACUCUUUGGAAACAAGUUUUCUCCCAAGAAGACACCCCCAAGGCGAGCACACUCUCUGUCCAAUCUACACCUAGAUGCUUCCCAGUCCAGGGAGGAAUUCGGGCCUGAUGUGGGACCAGUCAAAUUGAAACUAGGGGGCAGUGAGAUUCAGUUUGAAAAUGGAAUGUGGGUUGCAGAGAGUGGUGCUGGGGGAGCUAGUCACAAGGAGGUGAUGAAACUUCGCAAACAGAAUCAGCUGCUGGCCGAGGAGAACAACCUACUCAAACUAAAAAUUGAUGUCCUCCUAGACAUGUUAGCAGAAGCUACAGCUGUUUCACAUUACCAUGAGAAUGAAUUAAAACAACUAAAAGGUCAAGUGGGAAGGAAGAAAUAAUUUAAUACCUCUACAAUCUAGGAAUUCAUAGACAAUAGCCUGUACCAUAGAUAUUCAUAGGAGUCAGUGUCCAUGUGUUUGUGUAAAACUCCAUCACCAGUGCCAGUCGUGUGAGAGAGGACAUUUGUUAUGAUGUAUGAAUCUGAUCUUGUCAUCCUGUGCGUCUGUUACACAUCAUUUUGUAAAAUAGAUGUACAUGUAUAUAGAAUCUUUUAGAAUAAUUUUUACCUCUAUUUAUUAAAAUUGUAUUGUUAAUUUUAUAUUUAAUAAAUUUUUUAACAAUGGAAA
Molecule: messenger RNA, 770 nt
Organism: Magallana angulata
Lineage: Eukaryota; Metazoa; Mollusca; Bivalvia; Ostreida; Ostreidae
Product: protein chibby homolog 1-like
Exons: 4
Coding region: 99-482 (127 amino acids)
Source: RefSeq, a predicted model, not a curated record